AUGACUUUGGCAAAGCUACCCAGGAAUGGUAAAGUCGCAGUGUUGGGCGCAGGGAUUUCCGGUCUCACAUUCACGUACUUCUUGAGCAAAUUGCGUCCAGACUUGCAAUUCAAAAUCUUUGAAAAAUCCAAUCGAGCAGGAGGAUGGAUGUCGCUGCCGUCGCUCCAUGUUAAAGACACCAACGAAUCAAUAUUGCUCGAGAAGGGACCACGAACGCUCCGUGGAGUUCGAGACGGGAGCUUAUUGAUGAUUGACAUACUCCGAGAGUUGAACUUGCAGAAUCAAAUUGAAGUCAUCCACAAGGACAGCGUUGCUAAUAAAAAAUACAUUACCGACGCCCAAGGUCAACUAAUCCAAGUUCCAAACUCUAUACCUACUUUUAUUGAUUUUUUGAAAAAUGUCAAAGCUAUCGAUUUGAAGCUCGUGAUGGGCAUAUUUAAGGAGCCUUUUGUCAAGCCUGUGAAAGAAGAUGAGACUGUAGAGCAGUUUUUCAAACGAAGGUUGGGGAGCUCGGUUUUGACGGAUAACGUUGCCAGUGCUGUAAUGCACGGAGUGUACGCGGGAGAUAUAGGCAAGCUCAGCAUCAAGAGCGUCAUGCCUGCUAUGAAGGAGAUUGAAAAUGAGUCGGGCUCGCUCUUGAAACAUGCUUGGAAGAAGCUCAUAGCGAAGAACAAGAUAUCUAAAACAACCACAGCCACGGAGGGACCGCAGUUGUCGAGUGAAUUGAAAGCCUACGAACAGACGAUAUCACCCAAGGCUGAUUUAUUGCAAUUACAAACUCGGCUAAAGUCAUUUCCAAUGAUCAAAUUACAUAAAGGCAUGGAAACGCUCCCCAAGUGCUUGGCCCAGUACUUGACUGCCAAUACCCAAACUGAGAUCAAGUACGACACGCCCGUUGAGCAAUGCGACCCAUUGACGGGGGAGGUCAAUGGCGAAAAAUUUGAUCACGUUAGAAGCACAAUAAGCACUCUUGCAUUGGCCAAAAUAUUUCCUCCUCAAAACCUGCUCGUGCAGUACCUAGCUUCCAUUCCAUACAUUAGCAUUUUUUUAACCAACAUUUACACGCGAAAGCCUACGUUGAUACCGCGAAAUAAACCGGGGUUUGGAUUCUUGAGACCGCGUCAUGAAAAUGUCGAGGACAAUCCGCAGGCGUUGCUUGGCGUCAUUUACGAUUCCGACAUUGAAAAUUAUUGUCAGGGCCUCUUUGAUGAUCACAAAGCCGUGCCCGAUGAAAACAACAAAAUCACCCUCAUGAUGGGCGGCCACUACUAUUCCAAUUGGAGCAUCCCUUCAGAUAAAAUAAGCCUCAAAAUCGUGCUAGAUGUAUUGGAGGAGAAGUUUCAAGUCGACGUGUCGAAAUUCAACGUGAAAGUCGUCCCCGUGGAACUGGAAUUGGAGGUGGACUCAAUUAAAGAUGAUGAUCUUGUAGUGAGCUAUUCCUUGCACACCGACUGCAUCCCGCAGUAUAAUCUUGGCUAUCAGGAAACGAAGGCCAAAGUGCUCGAUAUUUUGGACAAGGAGCAUUACAAGUUUUCAUUUGGGGGCACUGUGUUUGCUGAUGGAGUCGGCGUGCCCGAUUGCGUCAGCAAUUCCUUUAAGGACGCCAUGAAACUCAUGUAA
Lodderomyces beijingensis is the source of this 1620-nucleotide messenger RNA. The record is from the annotation of a GenBank genome assembly. NCBI's taxonomy places the organism in Eukaryota, Fungi, Ascomycota, Pichiomycetes, Serinales, Debaryomycetaceae.